Messenger RNA from Chenopodium quinoa (quinoa), 3056 nucleotides. Its product is annotated as protein NSP-INTERACTING KINASE 1-like. The coding region runs from base 813 to 2876 and encodes 687 amino acids. The record is from RefSeq and is a predicted model, not a curated record. The transcript is spliced from 4 exons. Gene Ontology annotation, biological process: protein phosphorylation. Gene Ontology annotation, molecular function: receptor serine/threonine kinase binding; protein kinase activity; ATP binding. Lineage: Eukaryota; Viridiplantae; Streptophyta; Magnoliopsida; Caryophyllales; Amaranthaceae.
AGGGAUUAAAACUAGUUAAAAGAGCAUAAACGGAUAAUAAAAUUCAGGUUAUAAUAAUACAAAUGAGAAUUCAGGUGGUAAAUGGUUUUAAUUUUUUUAAAGGGAUAACCAGUUAGAUAUACACCUAAAUAGGCUAUAUUAAAGUAUACAUGAUGAAAAUUAAUCUUCUAAUAGUAAUCUUACUAUUUUUCCACUUUAAUGAAUUGGACUAAUACUUGAGGAUCGUUGUUAUAUCUAGACAUGAGUCAAUUACAAUUUACAAGUCAUGAUCAUUGUUAAAGUAAAUUAUCAAGGCCAAACCCUAUGCAUGCAUUUUUUUUCUUUUUUAAUAUGUGGUAAAUUGCACACCAACUGUCCCUCCUAGUUAUCCUUGCCUGCCUUGGUCUCAAAAAAUAAAAAUAAAAAUAAAAAUAAAGAAAAACCCAAACAUCCAUCUUUUUUUAGAGACUGCUGGGACUCAUUUCUGUUUGUCCACUUCAAACACUCAAUAGUAGGUUAGAGAGAGAAUUUCACACUCCAGUACUCCACUGAGCACUGACCCUUUUCAUUUUUAAUUAAAGCACAAAUAUUCAUUUCAAACAAAUCUUUUGAUUGGAUUCCAAAACUAAUUAAAUUUGUGCUAUUAAUUUCCAAAACCCAAAACCUCAAAAAUCCCAAAAGCACAAAACCAUAAACAACAAACUAACUACAAUGCCAACAACAUAAACACAAACCAACCAAAAAAAAAAAAACAUUACAAAAACCAAAUUAACCCCUUUAAUCACCCCCUUAAAUCUUUCAAAACAACCCAAGAUUAAUUAAUCAAAUUAAUCAUGUUAUUACUAAUCUUGUUCAUCUUCAACCUUCUCUGUUUUACUUCCCCUGUUUUUUCAACAUCAAACCCAGAACUUGAAUCACUUUUAACCCUAAAAGCAUCACUUGACCCAUCAAACUUACACCUUUCAUCAUGGUCCAAGAAUGGUGACCCAUGUGGUGGGACCUUUGAUGGUGUGGGUUGCAACCAUAAUGGUCAAGUGGCUAACAUUUCAUUGCAAGGAAAAGGGUUAAAUGGUCAGCUUUCUCCUGCAAUUUCUGGGCUUAAACAUUUGACUGGAAUUUACUUGCAUUAUAAUUCUCUUAGUGGUGAGAUUCCUAAGGAGAUUGGUUCUUUGUCUGAGUUGGUUGAUCUUUAUCUUGAUGUUAAUAAUAUUUCUGGGGUUAUUCCUCCUCAGAUUUCUCACCUCGAUAAUCUUCAAGUUCUGCAAUUAGGCUACAAUCAGCUAACAGGAAGCAUACCAACACAACUGGGAUCUUUGAGGAAGUUAAGUGUUCUUGCAUUGCAGUCUAAUCACCUAACAGGUGCAAUUCCUGCAAGUUUAGGACACAUAGAAACCCUACUCAGGCUUGAUUUGAGCUUCAAUCAUCUCUUUGGUUCAAUCCCAACACCAAUUGCUGAAGCUCCAUUGCUCGAAUCUCUUGACAUUCGAAACAACACUCUUUCUGGCACUGUUUCCCCUGCUUUACUGAGAUUAAAUGAAGCGUUUAAGUAUGCAAACAAUCCAGGAUUAUGUGGAGUUGGUUUUCUUACUUUGAGAAGUUGUCCUGAUUCUGAUCACCUUGGUCAAAUCAGGCCUGAACCUUAUGGAGGAGGGGCUGCAUCGUCGAAUGGUUUACCUAGGAAAGAAAUCCCCGAAACAGCUAAUGUUAAGCUUCCUAAUUGUAGCCAAACUGAGUGCUCGAAAACCACUCGAAAAAGUUCUCAUGCUUCUGUUGCUGUAGGAGUUGUGGUUGUGAUCCUUGCAUUGUCACUUGUUAGUGUUUUCAUCUUUGCUAAAUAUCGCCGUACAAAGCAGAAACUCGGGAGUUCAUUGGAGUUAUCUGAUACCCGUCUUAGUAUUGAUCAGCCUAGGGAGUUCUGUAGGAAAAAUGGUUCUCCUCUGAUUAGUCUUGAGUAUCCUAAUGGAUGGGAUCCAUUAUCUGAUGUUAGGAGUUUCAAUGGGUUUUCUAAUGAUGUAAUUCAAGGAUUUCGGUUUAAUUUGGAGGAAGUAGAAUGUGCUACUCAGCACUUCUCACCAUCUAACUUGUUGGGUAAGAGUGGUAUGUCGGCUGUGUUUAGAGGAGUCUUGAGAGAUGGUUCAGUUGUUGCUGUCAAGAGGAUCAGUAAGAGUAGUUGCAAGUCUGAGGAGGCUGAGUUUCUGAAGGGUUUGAAUGUUUUGACCUCUUUGAGGCACGAAAAUCUGGUUAGGUUGAGAGGCUUUUGUUGUUCAAGGGGAAGGGGUGAAUGCUUCUUGGUCUAUGACUUUGUUCCCAAUGGGAUUUUACUUAAGUACCUUGACCUGAAAGAUGGAGAUGCAAAUGUCCUCGAAUGGUCUACUCGUGUCUGGAUCAUUCAUGGCAUCGCCAAAGGAAUUCAAUAUAUGCACAGCUCCAAAACCAGCAAGCCAGCGCUAAUUCACCAGAACAUUUCAGCUGAGAAGGUUCUGAUAGACAAACGGUUCAACCCUGUACUCGCUGACUGUGGCCUCUACAAGCUCCUUACCAAUGAUACCGUGUUCUCAGCACUCAAAGCGAGUGCAGCAAUGGGAUACUUGGCUCCCGAGUACACCACAACUGGCAAGUUCACUGAGAAGAGUGAUGUCUACGCUUUUGGCAUGCUUGUGUUUCAAAUCAUUUCAGGGAGGAGGAAAAUAAGCAAUUUCAUUCGUGUUGGUGCUGAAUCAUUGCGAUCUCAAGAAUAUGUGGAUUCAAAUCUUCAUGGAAAAUUCUCAGAGUUUGAGGCAUCUAAGCUUGCAAAAAUAGCUUUGAGUUGUACUCUUGAAUUGCCUAACGAAAGGCCUUCGAUGGAUACAAUCAUCCUAGACUUAGGUAGUUGUACUAAUUGUUAUCGAUCUCCAUGACUUCAGGACUAAUUGGUGCUAAUUAAGUGUCAUUAUCUGUUUAGAAUUUUCUUGUCUUCAGGACUAAAUUAAGUAUUUGUUUCCUGGAGUCGAUUGUGAUUUGUAGACUGUAGGUACUUGUUUUAACUGAUGUGUUUUCUGGGAAAUGCAAUGAGAAAAUGUGAUCUUCUGUUCUUAGUA